CACUUAUAAAAUAUAUAUGAAGAAUUGUUUUUUUAUUGAAACAAUAUGGUACAACAGAGAUGCAUAUCUAUCCUGGAAAUGAUGUUUUUUUAAAACACGAACAAUUCUUUUAUUUUGAAGCUGGGGAAAGUCCACCGGAAGUCAUAUUAUUUUGGCUGGCUUCACAGUUCUCCGGCUGCAACCGUCUGCGAAUGGAUAGAGGACUGUAACAACUUGGAAAUUUGCCUUGUCGUCUAAAAUGUUGGGCUACAUUUGGCAGUACUUGUUCAGUUCGUUCCUGAGGUUCUGGUUUAAGUGGUUCCUCAGACACGUCACAGGGAAGUGUGAGCUGCAGAGGAUAUGCAGUGGAUACAAGCAGGGUGCGCCCAGGACAUCACGGGCAGAAUACUCUCUGGAAUCCUCAAAGAGUACGGUAUUAAGAGCAGCUGUUAGUGUGGAAGAAGACCAAGUGGAGGAGUGUGCCAUGGCUAUAAUGAAAGAAAAAAAGGUGAUAUCACAGAAGGACCCAGAGUUUAAAACGAGUCUGCAGGUUUGCUUGUGGCAAAUAUCUGGAUAUAAGAGGCUGUAUGCAUCUGUGGAGGAUCUGAGGAAACAGUCGUUUGACUGUGAAAAUAACAGCCACGAGAGCAUGCUACUGAGGCUGUGGGACCUGCUGAUGCCCUCAGAGAAGCUGGAAUCCAGAAUUACCAAGCAGUGGGGCGAUAUCGGUUUCCAAGGCGAUGAUCCCAAGACCGAUUUCCGAGGAAUGGGGAUGCUGGGGUUAACCAACCUUAUUUUCUUUAGUGAGAAGUACACGGAAAUGGCCCGACAGGUGCUGUCACAUUCAGUUCAUCCCAAACUGGGGUACUCUUACGCGAUAGUGGGGAUUAACCUGACGGAGAUGGCGUACAGCUUGCUGAGGAGCGGCGCGCUCAAACCUCACUUCUACAACACGGUGUCCCAGAGCCCGAAGCUGGAGCACUUCCACCAGCUCUACUGUUAUUUUGCGUACGAGUUUGAUAAGUUUUGGAUUGAAGAAAAGCCGGAAAGCAUCAUGGAGUUCAACCGCUACAGAGAAAAGUUUCAUGAAAAAAUGAAGGCUCUCUUACAGGAGCCAGACGUGUCCCUUUGUUUGACAGUGGAUUCUAAACUGUAACAGGGAAAUGUUAUUGGGACCAAAACCUUUUUGUUUGCAGGGACAGCAUUUUGCGUAAUAAAAUGGGAGCAUAGAAAUCCCCUUCCUUUUAAAUUAAAACCCCACUUUUUUACCGUAACAUUUAUAAAGGUUUAGAUGUACAAAACUAGAAAAUAUUAAUAUUCAGCCAUAAAAGGCCAUCAUUCCAGGUCUCCCAUGACCACUGUGGUAAAUGUGUAGACUUAGUGUUUCCCUUUGAAUGGUAUGGGACAAAUUUGCAGUCAUGGACCAAAGAAGUUAAAGCGCAAUUCUUGAAACAGGGCCCAGCAUUUAUCAACCAGGUUUGACUGUAACUGAACAGUACAGCUUCCCCUCCUUUAAAUCAGCUGUUGAGCAGUUGUUCAAACAAUAUAAUUGCAUUCCCUAAAACUUUGUGUGUGAUAAUUUAAUAAUUUAAUGAGUACUAAUUCAGAAAAAUAAGUGUAAAAUCAUUGUAGUGAUUACUGACGUUCAUUUUUUUUUUUUUUCCAGUAUUACUGUGUGAUACAUUAAAAUUAACCAAAAACCAAAUAAUUUACUGUAUGGGUUAUUAUUUUGGAUGCUCACUGUAAAUGAAAUACAAAAUAACAUUUCAGUGUUAAUGGGUAAGAAACCAAGCGUUGGGAGUGAUUAUGGCCAGAAGUUGGCAUGAAAACCAGAAAGGAACACAGUCCUCGCUUCCCACUGAUCUAAGGCUCACUGAAUAUUAACUCCAGUAUGGAUGUUACGGUGUCACCUAGCAGCAUUAGCCAUGAAUUGCAUUCUGCGUAUCGAGGUGGCUCCAUUCUGCUGGGCCUGGAGCAUGUGGCUUACUAACUGGUGCACGACUGCCUGUCCACAUACAACUAGGAUUCACUGCUCUUCGAAACUACAGGCGGCACGCUUUUAAAAUGUAGAUUUUAUUUAUUUAGAAAUUACAAGUCAACACACCAAAAAACUGCAAAUGUGUUUAAUACCACUAGCAAUGUGUCAAAAUAUCAAAUCUCACCGUUUGAGAAAUUAAUAACAUUUCAUAACUACCCAUAACAUCAAAAGUG
This is a messenger RNA of Anguilla rostrata (American eel), 2190 nucleotides long. RefSeq names its product ELMO/CED-12 domain containing 2 (gene elmod2). The record is from RefSeq and is a predicted model, not a curated record. The transcript has 9 exons. Gene Ontology annotation, molecular function: GTPase activator activity. Lineage: Eukaryota; Metazoa; Chordata; Actinopteri; Anguilliformes; Anguillidae. Gene Ontology annotation, cellular component: membrane. The coding region runs from base 239 to 1135 and encodes 298 amino acids.